Molecule: messenger RNA, 231 nt
Organism: Boeremia exigua
Lineage: Eukaryota; Fungi; Ascomycota; Dothideomycetes; Pleosporales; Didymellaceae
Exons: 4
Coding region: 1-231 (76 amino acids)
Source: RefSeq, a predicted model, not a curated record
AUGGCGCCCUGGUUCGCCCUCCUCGAGGCGUGGGCCGUCGCAGCAUUGAUCCGCAGCCCCACGUUCAACCGCGCAAUCCACAAAGCAUACAAGAAGAUCAACAGGAUCCCCGAUCAUGAGCCAAAGAACGGCUUGGGCCGCACUGGUCCUUCGGCUUUCGACCACUUUAGAGACGAAGUCAAGACCCAGUUCAAGGACCUUACUUGGCAGAAACGAGACCCGCGCAAAUGA